Leucoraja erinaceus (little skate) is the source of this 5334-nucleotide messenger RNA. RefSeq names its product mitochondrial fission regulator 1-like (gene mtfr1l). The transcript has 7 exons. Gene Ontology annotation, biological process: aerobic respiration; mitochondrial fission. Bases 153 to 1049 code for a protein of 298 amino acids. NCBI's taxonomy places the organism in Eukaryota, Metazoa, Chordata, Chondrichthyes, Rajiformes, Rajidae. The record is from RefSeq and is a predicted model, not a curated record. Gene Ontology annotation, cellular component: mitochondrion.
AGGUUGUUGAAACGCCCAUGGUAACCACGAGGCCUUCCCCGGCGAGCGGCCUGGACGAGCCUGGAGUUGCGGCGGCGACGGCGACGGCGGACUCCGACUCCCCGAAUGUGUCCGUGUCCUGAACGACCCACCGCCAAUUACCAGUUGGCAAGAUGAUUCCAAUAUGGCAGAAUAAGCCUUAUGGAUCGUCCCGCAGUGUUGUUCGAAUGAUUGGGUCAAACCUCCCAUUGAGGCCAUGUCCUAGAGUUUGUUUCCAGCUUGUUCCUGGGCUCACUGCGGCUGAGUCUUUAAAUUCAGUCCAUGGUGAUAAACCAGCUGUGCCAACUCUGGCGGACAUUGCAUGGAUAGCUGCAGAUGAAGGAGAAGCUUUUACCAGGAUGAGAGCUGAUGCCAGACCCUACCGGGAUGACUGGCAUCCUACUCCUCUGCUGAUAAUGCACAGAAAUUCAUCCGUCCCUAACUUCCGAAGGGAAGGGAAGAAAUAUGAAACUCUGAAGAAGCCUGCGCUGACUGCUCUGAAUCACACGGUUGCACUUCAGGAUGAACUUAGCCGCUUGCGAGAACAGAUUGCUAAAAUAGUUGCUGUACCAGAAAGUAAAAUGGAAAUUACAUCUGCUCCUUUUACACCAGAACUUGGUUCUCCUGACACAUCAAGUGUUGCCUGCUCUUUACCAGAUUUUGAAGCAGCAUGCCCUCCUUUAGCAUCAUUUAUACUCAAUGAUGAUGUUCCAGAAACUGAUCCAGUUGACUCUUUAAGCAUCGCAUCAUUUUCCAUGGCUGCUUCAUCAAACUUUGACCUAGAUUUUGAAAAUAAACGACAGGAUAUAACCAUCGACGAAGAUGAUGAAACCUCCUGUCUAUCAAAGUCCACAAGCUUUGCAGAUAUGAUGGAUAUCCUGAAAGACAUGAACAGAGUCAAAUUGAACUCCUUACAAGGGUCCAGGAGAGGCUCACAGCUUUUGAGAGAGAAUGACCCAUCAGUACUCAUAUCAGAAGCAUUGAAGCGCAAGUUUACUGUAUCGGACACUAUUUUUAUGAAGGAAGACUGAUUUUGCAAUUUCCUCAAACAUGACAUAGUACUCCAACGAAAGUUUAAAACACAAACUGUUGAUGGAAAACUGCAGUUAUUUUGGAAGGAACUGCUGUACUCUUGGGCAGUUCAGUAUGCCCUGUGGACCCUGCUACUUCUAAUAUAUAAUGAACUCGGAGCAAAAUGCUAAGUUGAUCAGGACAACUCCUGUUCAUUUUGCACUGCAAUAUUACAGGUUGUGGAAACAAGGUUAUAAUUGGAGCAAACUUGUAUCUGUGCCUUGACUGUUGCAAAAUUUCAUAUGGAGGAAUAACUUCCUUACCUCAGUUUUUUUUUUUGGGGGGGGGGGGUGGGAUAGUGGGCUGAGAUAGUGGUAGGGAUGGGGCUGGUUAAAUGCAUACAUUGUUGGUUUGUAUUUGAAUUAAUGGAUAAUUAUUUUAUUUAUUUUCCCUCGUCUAGUUUACUUUCUCUCCACUUGCACAGUGCUCCUCAGCACUGGAAUGUCCAGACAAAUUUCAUGAGCUAAAGGCUCUGCAGUUUCCUUAAUAUAAUGUUUAAACAGUAGUUCCUCUGAGACCCCCGAUUUUUGCAUCCAAAUGUGCAAACAAGCUCUUGUGACCUCGUUGGUGUCUGUUUCCCCCCCCCCCCCCCCCCCCCCCCCACCACUGAAGUCGGAUAAAUUCUUUCAUUCAUAAUUUGUGAUUGUAAGCAACAGUGCAGAAUUUCGCUGCUGAGUUGCAAAUGUUUAGGGAAGUGUUAGGGAUGAUAUUACUUUUUCAUUCAAAAAGCUGUAGUUGAAGUAUAUUUUCUUCAUGCUCAGCUUCCUUCCACCACCUCUCUCCUACCUCCCCCAAAGAUAAAAUCCUUGAAAGCACAAUGCAGUUCCAGUAUGUGGACAGCAGUCCGAUUUAUCAUUGUUUAAGGGAUGCGCACACACAACCAUUAAGCAGCAAGAAGAGAAAUCUGAUAGUUUGAUGCUAAUGUCAUAUUUCCAGUUUUGAUCUUUAACUUCAUGUCGAUUUUUUUGAAUUUGUGCUGUUUCAUUUUUAGAAUAUUUUUAUUAUUGUUGGUUUAGAACCAUGGCGACCGUGUGUGAAAUUUAAAUUUUAUUUGUUGCAUGGUAUUGGAUUGUAAAAUGGAUACCUAACUUAGGGUUAAGACGCAUCGAAAGUUGUAAAGCAUAAUGGUAAGUUACUGUUUUGGUAGAGGUUAUAGAUUGUCACUUACUUGACAUGUGUUCUCAGCAACUCUGUAGUUUGUAUGUUACAGUGAGGGUGAAAGUAUUGCAACAACCAGUUGUAGCAGUCAAUGCAUGAACUGUGGGUGCAAUUAUUGAAAAGAUGAGUUCCUUUUGACAGUGGCACCGACCGUAAGGCUGUUGGACAUGAUAGAAGAUAGAGACAUGAGACUGCAGAUGCUGGAAUCUGCAACAUAAUGCAAUUACUCUGAACUAGAAAAUAAUGUGUAAGGCUGGGCAAAUAGGCCUUUAUAUUAUUGUACACUGUGCUCAAGGCUUGUGUUAUAGGUCUAAAACCAAAUGAAGCUCUUAAUUUUUGGCAGUGUAACAAUACAUAUUUUACCUCUUGUGCAAUGUCUUGAAAAUACUUAGAUUGAUUUAUCAGAAAACAUUCCUCUGUAAAACUACUUUAUUAAUAACUUUGGAUCAUUGUAGGGAAGUUACAGUUUAAGUGACAGGGAAUCCAUCUCCAUCCCUAAUAGAGAUUGUUAAACUAUUGCACGUUCCUCCUGCAGUCAAACCUCCCUUUACCCAAGUGUAGGCGGAAUAGGAAGUGUUGUCAUUAAGUGAUUGGUAUCUGUGUGAAAAUGCAAGAUUAAUGAAAAUGGACCAGCCUGGCUCGUGCUUUACAAAGUCAGAUUUAACCUGGCAUUUAGCCUGGAUUUUCCUGUUUAAUUGUGCUGCAGGUUACCUUGGCUUUUAGACCUUCCGAUGUUGGUUUCCCCAUUCCCCUCACCCACCCCACCCAAAAUCCAAACCAUAGUCCUAGGGCUCUGAAAAACAAAAGAGGCACAUAUGUAGAUUUUAAUUUUUUUUAAAUUUGAGACCAGGUGCAUGCAGCGCAUAAGGAAACAUGUGGCUUAUUUGACAUGUUUAAUCAAGAUUGAUUUUCAUUUCCAAAGAAAUAUAAUAGCUUUGUAUGUUUCCAGUUGUUUAUCCAUUUUUGCUAUUAAAGAAAUAACGAUAAUCAAGUAUUCAGUAAUCUAAUUGUGAAACGAAUUAAAACCUAGGUGUGGUAGAAAUUACUGAAAGCAUUUAUUUUCAUGCUUGUCAUUCACUACUAUACUAAUGAUUUUGUGUGUAGAAAUGAUGAUUGAUGCAUUGAGUAGAAAGUCUCAUAGCUCUGUUGGCUGUUGUCAAAUCCUCGCCUUGAUCCGAAUAUUAUAAACACACUCCUUGGACACUGAACACAGAACAUGCUGUUUAAUUCCCCUCCAUUCCUUACAUCCUGGCACCAUGUGCCCUUUCUGACUCAUAGUAACACAUUUAAAAGCAACAUCAGUUACCAUGACAUCACUCCCUUGUCAAACAAAAAGGAUUUCCGCAGCAUCAUAUUGUAAACUGAACAUUCUAACACCUAUUUGGGAUAUGGCGUUCGUUACAUCGAUAACGCAUCAUUUUCACAUGUUAACACGUCUCAUAGUCCUCGUAUCGCUUGGUUUUCAAACUUCUUUCUCGGGUUCAAUCUUGUCCUCAGCUGGAUUGAUGCCAUUACUGGUCACCUUGUGGCCCACAAACACCAAUUCCUGAAACACCAAGCAAACAUUUGUCUGCAUUCACUAUCAAUCCAGCAGCCUUCAAUCAAGCUAGUGUCUGCCUGAGUCUCUCAUCAUCUUGUUCCUCAAGUGUGGUACCAUGAAUAGUGAUCUCUUCUGAGAUGUUUGCAGUUCCAGGAAUCUCUUGAGCUACCUUGUGAAUUUCCUAUUGGCAAAUCUCCAAACAACAACUUCCUAUAUCGGUAGAGUCCGCAAUGUUUGACAAAAGUAGUUAUUUUCGUUGACUCUCUAUCUAAUCACCAACUGAUGAUAGCCCCACUUUAGGUCUAGCUUUGAAAAUACUUUGCUUGUAGAUAGCUCUUGUAGGACCUCGUCGACAGUAGCUAUGGGGUGUCUCGUAUUAUUGCCUCAUUUAUUUGUUUCUUGUCCACACAAAGUCUUAUCUCUCUGUUUGGGGGGAGAGGGGAGAGAGAAAGGAAUUAAAUUUGUUUUGUGGUAUACUUUUAAUAUUCCCUAAUAUUAAUAUUUAAUAAUGCAGGUAUUUGUUUAUAGAGGAGAAGUUGGUUCCCAGCAACACUUUGCCCCUCUUAUAUUUGCUGAGCCCUAAAAUUAGGUUAAAAUUGGAAGGAAUGUUUUUCUCUUGUGCAACUAUUUUGUAGAUAUCACACAAUUGCAUCAAUUUCACUGCCAUUGUUCAAUUUGCACCUCCAUUCACAUAUGCAAUACAUUUUAAUUAUUCAGUGUAUUUUAAUUACUUUGUUAAAAUAUUUUGGAAAUGUUACUCAUCAUGAACCUCAUCAACCCAAGUAAUGUGUUUGCAGCUUUGGAACACAACAGAGCUGGAAUAACUUCCUAACAUGUUUUUUUCUUUUUCUCUCUGCCGUCCACCCACCACCAACCCUAACUCCCCACACAUGUUUUGUGGUAACUGCAGAACCUUUUUGCGAGUAACAGCAUCUUCAUUUUCAGUGGGCUUUCUAAAUUGCUGUUUCUGGCAGGGAGCCAAACACUCUUCAGACUGCUUCUUCUGUGUUAGGUCAUAAGUGAUGGGAGCAGAAUUAUGUCAUUCGGCCCAUCGAGUCCAGCCCGCCAUUCAAUCGUGGCUGAUCUAUCCCUCCCUCCUAACCCCAUUCUCCUAACUUCUGCCCAUAACCCCUGACACCCGUACUAAUCAAUAAACUAUCUAUCUCUGCCUUAAACUAAUUAAAGUGGUAAAUAAGGAAAGCUUUGGUUUGGGGAGUGAACAUUUUGGGGCCUAAGUACUUAAAUUGUGCACUAUGGACAUGCUCAUUCAGCUGCAAGCUCAUCCUGCAUGUACUACUUUGGACCUGGUGGGUGAGAGUUGAUGUAUUUAUUCAAAACUGUGUUAAUAUUCAAGUGAUAAACUGCAUUAUUGAAUGUUUAUCUGUAAGUGUUCAUUUCACACAAUGUUGAAAGCAAUAAAGAUAUCAGCAUGAUUGUUUAACGAUUACAUUUAUGAGGGGGAUCUAUUGAAAUGGUUUUCAACCUGUGUAAAACAUUUUUUUUUAAAACAUUGAUAUUUCCGAAAAUAACAAUAAAAUAAAAAAUCU